AUAGGUAUAUUAGAAACUAAUAUUAGCAAUAGAGAACUACAACUCAACAGAGUCAACUUAAAAGAAUAUCAAACACAUGUAACCAAAAAGCAAAUUGAAAAGCAAAAACGAUCAGGCAAUACUACUAAUCAUAUU
This is a messenger RNA of Dentiscutata heterogama, 135 nucleotides long. NCBI's taxonomy places the organism in Eukaryota, Fungi, Glomeromycota, Glomeromycetes, Diversisporales, Gigasporaceae. The record is from the annotation of a GenBank genome assembly.